GCGGGGCGGGCGCAGCUAGAGGGGCGGGCCGUUCUGGGUGGCGGGAGGCCUCGGCAUGGAGGAGCGGGAGGACUGCAUCGCGCUGCAGUGCCGCCAGUACAGCGCCUCCUGCCGCGAGUUCUCGGUGCGGUGCCAGCCCGUGCAGCUCCGCUCGCUCAGCGCCGCCACCUGCUCUGUGUGGCUGGCGGCGUACUGGCUCUUCGUGCUCACCCAGAACAGCAUGGUGCUUUCCGCAGCUAUAUUUAUCACACUGAUCGGCCUGAUUGUAUACCUGCACUUUGUGAAAAUUGACCAAGAGUCCCUGUUAGUCAUUGCAUCACUUGGCAUCCAGAUGACCUCAUCUUAUGCCUCAGGCAAGGAGAAUACAACUUUCAUUGAAAUGAGCCGAGUGAAGGAUGUGGUCAUCAACGAGGCUAUUUACAUGCAAAAAGUUAUCUAUUACCUGUGCAUACUUCUCCGAGACCCUCUGGAUCCACAAAGUGUGUCUGAAGUGGUGCCACUCUUUCAGUGAAUUACUGCUGCCUUUUCUUGGACGUGCCUCAGAGGCCUUCACCUUAUUUCUGCAGCACUUCACAGGAAGUGUGAGGACUCACAGAAUUUAGUGUUGGGAAAAAACCUUUUUGUCUGUCGUGGACAUUAGGGACACGUGCAAAGCUGAACCAAGAAAAAACUCACUGGUCGUCUGUGAACCAAAAGUGAUGAGCCUCAUACAGCUGUGCUGAAGACUUUGAUUUUGGAGUAGUUAAGGCCGAAACUUCACACAGUGCUACCACCCAAGGGGCUCUGUAGCAUCUGAGUAGAGUCUCUUUCAGCUGCCUGUACCAAAGAUUAUAUUAAAGGGGCAGUGUGGUAUAACUAAGUUAUAUUAUUAUUUCUUGUCUGUUGAUAUUUAAAGGCAUCAGAAUUAGAAGCUGUGAGCUGAAACCUCUGGCAAUUUGUUCCAGAUGACAACUUCUUUCUUUUGCCGUUAAUUUUGCCUUUCUUUUCCUCUUCAGUUAUGUAGUUUGAUCUCUCUGUUGUGGCUCUAUAUAACUUGGAUUGUGAGCAGGACAUUCACCUGGUGUCGAUACAGCACCUAACACAAUGGAUCCUAUUCCUUGUUUGAUGCUGCUAGAGCCCUACAGCAACAUAAAUAUCUUAGCAAUAAUACCUCACAUCUUAGAAUAUCGACUGUAAAGUUCUCUGUACUCAGCAAAAAUCACCUGUUACUGAGAUUAAGUUUUAGUCGUCAUUUCUGAUACACCACUGAACAUCAUUAAUCCAUGGCUAUGUGCUUACAGGUAAAUUGUGUUUAGUACAUAUUCAGCAAUACCAGUUCCUGAUUCUGCCCUGAUUUCAAAGAUAUUAAUGAGUAUAAAUGAAUUAUGCCUCAUGGAACCAAGGCAGGGAAAAGAAUUUGCUGAACUGUCUGCAACCAGUGAAUUCCACGCAGCUCCAUGGAGGAUCCUGGCAUCUGAAUAUGGUCAGAGCUGCAACAAGGCCUGGCCAGUGCUAAAGGGUUACUCACAUAUUUUGGGGACUUCUUUUUCACCUAACCUAGCUCUGGGCUACACUACAGUCAUGGUAUUUCAAAGGAAGUUGAAAAAAGAGCUACUCUGAUUUGAAAUCCAGCUCCUAAAGAAUUUGCCACUUUAUACAAGUUGACACUUUAAUUUGCACUUUUAGAGGAACAGUAAGUGCUAACCAGUGUUUCACUACUUUUUCUCUAAAUUUUGCCAUCUUUAGAGACUAUAAUUUACCAUGUCACUAAGCUAGUUAACACUUCUGCACUGAAUUGACCUAUUGUUCUUUUAAGAUGCCGUUGGCAACAUUUACCUAUUUACAUAAAUAGUUUUUAGGUGGACUUUAUACUGUGGUGCUGUUUUGGGAGCUCAAAAGUCAUAAAAUCAUUGAGACUGAGUAACUCAGGAGUUUAGGAAUGGGAUACAGAACCUUUCACCUCUUGGUUGGUUUUAAUCUGGCCUUGGGUCAGUAGUAACAGAAAGUCAUUAUACUUUGACCUCUAUUCAAUGAUUGUGUGAAAUGAAUUGGUGGUUUCAGUCCACUUCUCAUCCU
Messenger RNA from Alligator sinensis (Chinese alligator), 2055 nucleotides. RefSeq names its product phosphatidylinositol glycan anchor biosynthesis class H (gene PIGH). Lineage: Eukaryota; Metazoa; Chordata; Crocodylia; Alligatoridae. Gene Ontology annotation, biological process: GPI anchor biosynthetic process. The transcript is spliced from 4 exons. The record is from RefSeq and is a predicted model, not a curated record. Gene Ontology annotation, cellular component: glycosylphosphatidylinositol-N-acetylglucosaminyltransferase (GPI-GnT) complex. Bases 56 to 511 code for a protein of 151 amino acids.